Zerene cesonia (dogface butterfly) is the source of this 1901-nucleotide messenger RNA. It is a transcript of the gene AsnS, whose product is annotated as asparagine synthetase [glutamine-hydrolyzing]. The record is from RefSeq and is a predicted model, not a curated record. The coding region runs from base 138 to 1793 and encodes 551 amino acids. NCBI's taxonomy places the organism in Eukaryota, Metazoa, Arthropoda, Insecta, Lepidoptera, Pieridae. Gene Ontology annotation, cellular component: cytosol. The transcript is spliced from 2 exons. Gene Ontology annotation, molecular function: asparagine synthase (glutamine-hydrolyzing) activity.
CUCAGUUGCCGGCAAAACGCAGUCUGUCAGUAAAAAUCGAAACGUGGAAGGCGUGUGUUGUCUUGAUCGUUUGGUUUUUAUAAAUAAAUAAAACGUGUCAGUAACAUACGGUUUAUACCCGAAAGUUGUUCAGAAAAAUGUGUGGAAUAUGGGCUACAUUCGGCGUUGAUGGGGGUCUAUCGCCAACGUGCAUCAAGUGUUUUAGCGCAAUCGUUCACCGCGGCCCAGAUGCCUGGAGAAUCGAGCAGGACUCCCGAGAACAGCUGGCAAUACUGGGCUUUCAGAGGCUGGCCAUCGUGGACGGGCUCCAUGGCAUGCAACCGAUGCGACUCCAUCUCUACCCAAGAGUAACUCUCAUCUGCAACGGCGAGAUAUACAAUUGUAACCGACUCCGCAACGAAUACGAGUUCCCGUACGAAACAAACUGCGACGUAGAAGCCAUCAUCCACUGCUAUAAGAACUUUGGUAUCGCUGAAACUGUUCGAAAGUUGGACGGCGUAUUCUCCUUCUGCCUCGUCGAUGGGGAUGUAAGGAAAGUAUUUAUCGCCAGAGAUCCAUACGGCGUGCGUCCACUGUUUAAAAUGAGCGACGAAGAGAAUGGUGUAUUGGCUAUUUGCUCAGAAGCUAAAGGCCUUAUUGGGUUGAAACAAAAAGCCUCAGAGAAAUCCACACUGGGACAGUUCCCUCCUGGUCAUUUUGAGGAAUGGGAUAUUUGUGAAAACAACAAGGUCAAACUUAACUAUGCUGAACAAUAUUUUCAACCUGGCACACCCCCCAAAUUUACACCUUUCGUUGCUGAAAGUGAUUUACAAAAACUCAACAUUAAUGAAAAAAUUGCUGCGUUGUUGGAAGCUGCGUGUAAGAAACGGUUGAUGUCAGAGAGACGCAUAGGAUGCUUGUUAAGCGGAGGAUUAGAUUCGUCGCUGAUAACUGCGUUGGUGGUAAAACUUGCAAAAGAGCAUAAGCUACCGUAUAAAAUACAAACAUUUGCUAUAGGUAUGGGAGAUUCACCGGAUCUAAUAUCUGCAAGAACGGUAGCUGAUUACCUUGGAACAGAGCAUCAUGAAGUUAUUUUUGACGAGAACGAUGUAAGACAAGCAUUGGAUAACGUUAUUUACCAUUUGGAAUCGUACGAUAUAACAACGAUUCGAGCAAGUUUGCCUAUGUAUCUUUUAUCAAAGUACAUCAAAGAGAAAACUGAUACUACAGUAGUUUUUAGUGGAGAAGGUGCUGAUGAGCUAGCACAAGGAUAUAUUUACUUUAGGGAUGCACCAACUGAAAAGGAUGGCCACGAAGAAAGUAUACGACUGCUGUCAGACAUAUAUCUAUACGAUGGGUUAAGAGCUGAUCGGACAACCAGCUCCUUCAGCUUAGAACUCCGCGUGCCAUUUUUGGAUAUACAAUUCACUAGUCAUUAUUUAAGUAUAGAUCCAAAGCUGAGACAACCCCAAGAUGGUGUAGAAAAACAUCUUCUGAGGAGUAGCUUUGCUACAAGUGGUUUGUUGCCAGAUUCAAUACUAUGGAGACAUAAAGAAGCAUUCAGUGACGGUGUCGCAUCAGUUAGGAAGUCUUUAUUUACAACAAUAUCAGAAAUAGUAGCAGAGAGACAGCCUUCAGAUAAUCAGAAAUACGAAGGUGUGCAACCCACAACGGCGGAGUCAAAGUACUAUAGGUACAUUUUUGAAAAAUCAUUUCCAGGACAACACAACUUCACGCCUUAUUAUUGGAUGCCGAAAUGGGUUAAAGUUUCAGAUCCCUCAGCAAGAUUUAUCAAACACUAUGCUGCAAAAUAAUUAUUGCAUUUAUAAUAAAAGUUUGUUACAUCAUUUUGUAUUUUGAUUUUUAAAAUAAGACAAGUUAUAAAUGAGUCAAUUUAUUUCAUAUUGGCAUAGCAUACGAAG